Molecule: messenger RNA, 702 nt
Organism: Meloidogyne enterolobii
Lineage: Eukaryota; Metazoa; Nematoda; Chromadorea; Rhabditida; Meloidogynidae
Source: the annotation of a GenBank genome assembly
AUGGAAGAAAACAAAAAUUUACAAAUUUUAAAUAAUUUGGAAACAACAACAAAUUCCUCAGACAUUGAAAUAGAUGAUAAAUUAUUAAUUAAUGGAAUUGAAAAUACCCAAGAUUUGCGUGAUUGUUUAGCAAAUAUAGAACAAGAAUUACAACAAAUUGGUCAAUUAACAGUUGAAGAUUGUAUUAAUAAUGGAGAUAAAAUUGCUGAUUUGGCUAAUGAAAUUGAACAGUGUGACGGGAUUUUGGAGGGAAUGGAAAAUAUGUUAGUCAAUUUUUUGGGUGAUCUGGGCAAAAUUAGUGGGGAUAUGAAACAUUUGAAGGAGCAAUCAAUUGAAAUUAAUCAACAAUUAAAUAAUCAUCAAAGGGUUCGUGCUGAGCUUAGCCAGUUUGUUGAUGAUAUGGUGGUCCCACAUUCGAUGAUAAAAAUAAUAACAGAAAAAGAUGUAAAUAGCACAGAAUUCUUAGAACAGCUUCAUGAACUUCAGCACAAAUUACAAUUUAUUAAAACUCAACAAUUUAAGGACGCAAAAUCUGUUGGGGAUGUAAGAGAUGUUGUUGAGAAUUUAAAAUAUAAGGCAUUAGAAAAAAUUAGAGAAUGGCUACUUUUAAGAAUUUCUUUGUUUCGCAAACCUUUGACAAAUUAUCAAAUUCCUCAAAAUGCUUUGCUUAAAAAUAGGUUUUUUCUUAAUUUUUUAAAUUAA